AUGGGGGUUAGAUGUGGCUACAACUAUAGAGACGUCCCAGUUGAAGAACUUGAGUCCCUGCUGAACCUCCAUACUCUGGCCAAGAGAAGAGAUGUUGCGGACCUGGCUUUCUUGUUAAAACUGAUCAAUGGUAAAAUUGACUCUCCUCAGCUGUUGGAAAAGCUGUUAUUUCGAGUUCCAGGCAGUACCAGGUCUACAGAUGUUUUCUUCAGGGCUAAGUACAGAACAAACUACCUGGGUAAUAGUCCGAUGAUCCGACUCCAACGGCUAGGAAACGAAUUCUCAACUCAUGUUGACCUCUACAGCGACAGUCUAGCCUCCCUUAAACAUAAAAUCCUACACUUAUGUGGCUAUGUUGAUUCUCCCCCUCUGACUGCUGACUGUGGUUUGUUCGACAGCAAUGUGACCACUAUCCACCUACAGAGAUAUCACAGACACAAUGGCUCGCUGGCUGACCUGGGUCACCACCUGAGGACGGUCCGCAGUGCCAAGGGUGGCGUCGACGUCAAGCUUAAAGACUUCCAGGACAUGUACUAUUUCGCACCCAUCAAGAUCGGCAGCCCAGGACAGAGUGUCGUCGUGGAGUUUGACACGGGAUCUGCAGACCUGUGGGUGCCCUCCAGUAGCAUCUGCAAGAAAAAGGACAGCUACUGCCAGAAGCACAACACCUACUCCCACAAGGACAGCAGUAGUUACGAGAAGGAUGGGGCCAAGUUCAGCAUCACAUACGGGGCUGGUUCCGUGUCUGGCCACAAGUCGAAGGAUAAAGUAUCGGUAGGAUCGUUGCACUUAAGUAAUCAGAUUUUCGGAGAGGCGACAUCCAUCAAUGACGUCACAGCGUCUCACAAGUAUGACGGUAUGUUCGGCCUUGCCUAUCCCUCCGUAUCUCUGCUAGGCGUGGACCCGCCCUUUGUCAACAUGUACAAGCAGGGAGUCGUUGAUAAACAUGUGUUUGCGAUGCAUUUAGGCAAGCAGGGUUCUGAGUGGUCUUCUAGUGGCAAGGCGGAGUUGGUCCUUGGAGGGGUUGACUCCGCUCACUACAAGGGUCACUUUACCUUUCCAUCGGUCACCAAGAGAGAACAUUUGACGCAGGGUUCUGAGUGGUCUUCUAGUGGCAAGGCGGAGUUGGUCCUUGGAGGGGUUGACUCCGCUCACUACAAGGGGGACUUUACCUUCGCAUCGGUCACCAAGAGAGAGCACUGGACGAUCAGGAUUGACUGCGUAAAGCUUGGAUCAAAACAAGUUCACUCCUCCUACAAGGCAAUGGUAGACUCCGGCACUACUUUCUUGUACGGGCCCAACAAAGCCAUAGACACCAUCAAUAAAGCACUCAACGGGACCUAUGACGACAUCUACUUAUAUGUCGAUUGCUCCAACAUUAGCAAGUAUCCUGACGUAACUUACGUGAUAAGUGGAAAAUCUUUUGUACUGCACCCUUCCGACUACAUUGUCAAGGUAAAGGACAAACACAAAUGCAUCAGUGGUUUCAUAGGGUUCUACGACCUCUCGUUCUUCGUACUGGGUGACGUCUUCAUGAGGAAGUUUUACACUCAGUUUGACAUGGGCAACAAUCGUGUGGGCUUCGCUACUGCCAAGUGAACUAACGGAAUUAUUGUCUACGAUUCUACUACUAAUAAAAUCAUUUUAAAA
Macrosteles quadrilineatus (aster leafhopper) is the source of this 1650-nucleotide messenger RNA. Its product is annotated as lysosomal aspartic protease-like. The record is from RefSeq and is a predicted model, not a curated record. Lineage: Eukaryota; Metazoa; Arthropoda; Insecta; Hemiptera; Cicadellidae. Gene Ontology annotation, molecular function: aspartic-type endopeptidase activity. Gene Ontology annotation, biological process: proteolysis. The transcript has 10 exons. The coding region runs from base 1 to 1599 and encodes 532 amino acids.